Molecule: messenger RNA, 961 nt
Organism: Amphibalanus amphitrite
Lineage: Eukaryota; Metazoa; Arthropoda; Thecostraca; Balanomorpha; Balanidae
Product: TATA-binding protein-associated factor 172-like
Exons: 6
Molecular function (GO): ATP hydrolysis activity; TBP-class protein binding; DNA binding
Source: RefSeq, a predicted model, not a curated record
GCCGAACUGGCUAUGUGCGGCGCGACGGCACGGCCCAGGACACACACCAGCCGCCGUGUCAGCACUGAGCACUGAGCUGUGCCCUCAGUCAUGACUACCCGGCUCGAGCGCCUCUUUGUCCUCCUCGAGAACGGAUCGUCGUCACUGACGCGCAAGGCCGCUGCGCAGCAGCUGGGCGAUGUGCUGAAACUGCACCCCCAUGAGCUCUACAGCCUGCUGGACAGGGUGCACGAGUACUUGCAAAGCAGCUCAUGGGAGUGCCGCAUUGCCGCCGGACAGGCGGUGGAGGCCAUCGUCAGCAACCUGCCCCAGUGGCGCCCGACGCCCGCCAGCCAACUGACAGAUGAGGUGUGCGUACCGUCGUCGUCGCCUUCACCGCCGUACCUGCAGCUGACCCUGGAGAGCUUCAACCUGGACCAGGUGCUGGCUGAGAACCCGAUCUUGACCUCACUGGAGACGGCCGACGCCACCGACGACCAAGGUAUUCAAGACGACGUAACUGGCCCUGCAGACGUGUCCACCCAGCGACGCCUAGUAAACCAGCGCCUGGGUCUAGACGUGGCCGAAAGCCUAGGCGUGGACACGUCCGGUAUCUUCUCGGACGCCGACCUGAUGUGCAGCACUGCUUCCCAGUCGGCCGACAGCGGGCCGGCGCACCAGUCCGAGGAGCAGACCUCAUCUCGCAAAGUCAACCAGCACCGGCGCCGACUGCGCGAGGGAGCCGACCGUCAGCGACCCCCCGGUACUGGCCAAUGGGCACACAGCAGUGGUCCGCUCUGCAGCUGCUCGGAGAACCGACCGGCCUUUCCGCCGCCAGCGUCUGUCUGUCUGUCGGUCGGUCUGCCGGUCUGUCUGUCGGUCUCUGGAAUGUCUCUCUGUCUGUCUCUGUGUCUGUCUAUUUCUCUGUGUCUGUCUUCCUCUCUGUGUGUCUCUGUCCCAGUCUCUGUGUCUAUCUCUGGCU